Molecule: messenger RNA, 1680 nt
Organism: Eupeodes corollae
Lineage: Eukaryota; Metazoa; Arthropoda; Insecta; Diptera; Syrphidae
Product: protein THEM6
Exons: 3
Coding region: 762-1472 (236 amino acids)
Source: RefSeq, a predicted model, not a curated record
UUCAGUAACCAGCGAAAAGUCUGCCAAGAAGGAUCUCAUAUUCUAAAAGCUCCUCCAUAAAUCCUUCUUAGCAUCCAUCCCACAGUGGAGUGGAUGUUUUGGAUGAGAAAUAUUAUCAUCAUCAAAACCUGAUAGAAAGUUGUGUUGUCGGUUGUUGUUAUUUUAGGACAUAACUUGUGCGGUCGGUUGAUGGUUGAAUUUUUGUGGUCAAAAUGUCUUCCUAGAAAUAGAAACGAUUGUAGAAUUUGAAGAUUUUUGAGAGACUUUUCUCCGAGUAUGGCACCUCACGGAGGUUAUAGUAAAUACCAAGAGGGUCUCCUGAACCAAAAUAUAGUACUACCAAGGCGUGUCCCUACAAAUAUCUUCUUUUAUGGUUUUGUUAUUCUCAUUAGUGCCUCCAUCUAGUAUCUUUUCAUUGUGUUUUGCUUCUGACCGAAAAACUAAAGAAACGGAAACAUAAAAUAAUUCUUCAACAGAAACACACAAAACCUACCCCUCCUCUUGCAAAGUGUCUUUUAUUUCCAUACAAAAUCAAUUAAUGUGUAUAAAAACAACAACAAUAACAACAAAAACAAGUCGCAAAAAGACCGUCACACUUCGUAGCUUAAAAAAAAGGGAAAAAUUGCCAAUAAUAUAGAAGGUACCUUACCUACCUAAAGCUGAAAAGUGUCGAUAUAGAAAUAUAAAAGCAAGACGUAUACCUUCCAAAGAAAAAUCUUCCCAGAAUUAUAAAAUCGCAACCAUCAACAUCAACAAUCAACAUGGGUCAAUGGUGUUUUGUGAUAGCUUGUUCCUUGGGAAUUGUUGUACUAUUGUACGCACUCCUAGAGCUGCACUACUUCCUACGUAUGUGCCUUUGUGUGGUACUUGCAAGAUUCGUCAAGAAGAAGACUCAUAUUUUGGAUACAACAACAGUUUCAGGAAUUUGUUUAACCACAGAUAUUGAUACUUUGCUCUACCACAUGAAUAAUGCCAGAUACCUACGGGAGUUGGAUUUUGCUCGGGUUGAUUUUUACGAGCGGACACAACUUUAUCGAACAAUUGUUCUAAAAGGAGGAGCAGUUGUCCAAGGAGCUGCAACAAUCCGCUAUCGUCGUUUUAUACGUCCUUUUGCUAGAUUUAAAAUAACAUCCAGGAUAAUCUACUGGGAUGACACAUCUGUGUUCAUGGAACAUAGGUUCCUUACACCAUCUGAUAAUUUUAUAAAUGCGAUAGCAAUCUGCCGACAGCGAAUACUCGAUUGUUCAGCCGAAGAUGUAAUGCGAACACUUUUAACGCCAAAGGCAACUCAACUUUUAACAACUACCUCUGGUAAUACAGUCAGUCCGACUAUCAGCUUACAAAAUGCCACAAUGGAAAACAUCGAAAAUGGUCAUAUCAAUUCCAAACUAAAGCCAGAAAUGCCAAUUGAAAUUUCAAAAUGGAUUGAAUACAAUGAAAUAUCGAGUAAAAAUCUUCGAAGGGGCUGCUGACCAAGAUUGUUUUAAAGUGGGGUUGGGUUUUGGGCUGUUGGAAACGCUUUAAUUUUUUUUUAAAUGUAUUUAUUUUUUGUUAUAGUUAUUAUUUAAAUCUUGGAUAUAACUUAUAUAACAAAUACAAACAUGUAUGUAGGUAUAGUUAGAGUUCCCACUUUAUGACAACCUUUUUGACUGUCUAUUAUGCCUUAAUUAAAAUUAAACA